GAAAAACAGAAAAUAACAUCUCUUCACUUUAAAGGAACAUUUUGUAACUGAACAGGAACAGAAGAACUUAGUGGAGAGGCUCUCAAAACAAAGCUGAAAGAGCUCAAAGGACUGAUCUUCACUGCCCCGCUGGUCUCCUGGUCUAAUCCUCACUAUACGGCUGGUCUCCGGGUCUGACCCUCACUACAUUGCUACUGAGCUGGUCUGUGCUUUACUGCCAACAACCAAACAGUAAACCACUAACAUUCUAAGUGGAUCUUGAGAGAAUGGCUGAGGGAGGCUCAGUUAAUAUGCAAACACUGCAUGAGUCAUUUAAGAAGUUUGCAGCCUAUGGAGACUCCAAAGCCACCGGCAAUGAAAUGACUGGGAAGAACUGGGCCAAAUUGUGCAAAGACUGCAAAAUCAUUGAUGGCAAAACCAUCACCUCAACUGACGUUGACAUUGUCUUUUCAAAAGUGAAAGCCAAAACAGCUCGCGUAAUCACCUUCGAAGAGUUUAAAAGUGCUUUGGCAGAGCUGGCCCCAAAGAGAUUCAAAGGCCAAAGUAAGGAGGAAGCUACUGAGGCUGCCUACAAGAUGAUUGCAGGGAAAGACCCAGCAAAUAUCGGUGUAACGAAAGUGACAAAGACUGGUGCUGUUGACAGACUGACUGACACGUCCAAGUACACAGGCUCCCACAAAGAACGCUUUGAUGAAGGUGGAAAAGGCAAAGGGAAGAUUGGUCGAGAGGAUAUAAUAGAGAACACAGGUUAUGUGGGAGCUUACAAAGGAGCUGGCACAUAUGAUGAAAAGGCAAAAGAGAAAUAAUAUUAAAAGUGACUUCUGGUUUGUUUGGCUUCUUGUAAGUGGGGGAAAUGCUUUGGUUAACCUGCUGAAGACUUAAUAUAAUGUAUAGUCAUUAUGCUUUAACAAGCUUUUAGUUAAAAAUAAUUAUUUAAUAUAAAAAUGAUGAUAAUUUUCUGUAUGGACACAGCACAUUUAUGCUAAAUCUUUACAUAUUUUGUGUAGAAAUUAGUCCUUUAAAAAUAAACAGUUAACACUUAUGUUAAAAGUAGCCAGAUAGAGUUUUUGUGUCAGCAGCCAUAUAAGAAUGGAAAUAAGCCCCCAAAGUAUUAAUUACAUUUUAUCUGUUAAGGAUGUUAAAAUACAUAAUGGAAAUGGCAUUUCAUAUCUCCAUUAUACAAAAAGAAUGUAUUUCUAGUCUUAAACACAACCUUUGUAAAUAAUUACUUUAACAUUAUUCUUAGAUUACAGAUAUUUACACUUACCUACUUAACUAUCCUUAAUGAGAAGGCUCCAAGUUCUGAAGCAUUUCCCCUUUGAUAGGCCAGAAACGCAUAGCGUGAUAUUGCUGCAGCUUUUUGUGCCACUACAUUGGCCUGCAUGGCAACACUGCAAGUUGGAGUUACAAGAUUUUGUAGUAGGCAAACUGUGUGGAUGUCAGCGUCAAAUGUUCGAAUGCAUGAUUCCAGAAUUUUGUUCAUCGUCCAACAUUUGCCAAUGCCAACAAAAUCCCUGGAGAUGUGACAGUUUCAAAAAUUCAAUACCAAGGACAUACACCAAAGUUUCAACAUGGAAAAUCUUUUAACCCAUCCAGCCUGCAUCACUAUUUGCCCUGUGCCGGAGCUAAUGGUUUUAAUUUCCCCACCUUAUUACUUGCACCCUUUUUAGAUUAAUAACAAAUAAUGGGGCGGCAUUGGUUCCCAAAACAGACUUGCUAGGAUAAAUUUUAGACUCUAGCCAUUGUGUGAUGAAUAAACACUAAUAAUCACCAGAAAUCACUGGAGUGGAACCUCAUAAGAAUGCUCUUGUAGAUGGAACUCAAUGAGAUACUGUAACCUGACAUCACCCAGCUGAUAAGAUUAUUGGUAGAUGAACGAACCACGCUACUUUAACUAGAUUUUCUAUAUUGAUAGUUUUUAUGGAAAAUUAAAUCUUUCCUGAUUAUGAUCAAGGAGCAUAGUAAGAUCAAUUAAUAUUUUUAGUAUUGAAACUUUGUACAAAUACUUUCCACCCUCUUAAAGCACCCUUUAAAUUUGGGAAAUAGACUCUCUGUUGGACAUUCUAAAUGCUCUGUGUACUGAGUGAAUACUGUAAUGUACAUCUUCUAUUCCAUCACUUCACAUGGACAGAAAGCUAAAAUGGCAUGCAGCGUAAUGGACAAUCUGGGUGUUUAUGUAACAUCAUUCAUCUAAAAUAUUUUGAAUAAAAGAUAACUUGCCCAAAAAUUACCUUGGUGCAAAUAUA
Molecule: messenger RNA, 2246 nt
Organism: Pristis pectinata (smalltooth sawfish)
Lineage: Eukaryota; Metazoa; Chordata; Chondrichthyes; Rhinopristiformes; Pristidae
Product: tubulin polymerization-promoting protein family member 3-like
Exons: 5
Coding region: 267-806 (179 amino acids)
Biological process (GO): positive regulation of protein polymerization; microtubule polymerization; microtubule bundle formation
Cellular component (GO): microtubule
Molecular function (GO): tubulin binding
Source: RefSeq, a predicted model, not a curated record